AUGGAAAGCAAACCAAAUUUCUUUUCUGUUUGUGUAAAACUCGUUCACAAUUCACCUAUUAAAAAGUUCGUUGAUAUCAUUUCAACGAAUUCUAUGGAAACGAAAGGUUUCAUUAAUGAAUCCACACCUAUUCCAAACAAAAUGACUCUCAUCACUGGAGGAUUUAAUGAAUAUAAUAAGAACACCAUAUAUUCCGAACCUUCCAUAACUUAUAUCAAAAUGUUUGAUAAUUUCUUUCAACCAAAAAUUUCUUAUGAAUCACGUAAAAUGUUAAUUCCUGAACUUGAACAGGAUGCAUUACUUUCGGAAUACAUGCGAGGGUGCGAUUAUGUCAAAAAAGAAUAUAACUUACUUGAAGCAAGAGAUUUUAUGAUGACUAAAAAAUUACAAUUCCUUUUGGAUAAUAUGAAUAUCAACAUAGAAUUGUUGUCAAAAAAUUUUAACAGAGAUCCUCAAUAUUUGGAAAAAUAUAGAGUUGUUAUUGAGGAAGCAGGGAUCGAGUAUGAUUGCGCAGUGGGAUUUUUCUUAACUAAGAAUGUUGAAGCAGUUGAUUCUGUUGAAAACAAUGAUAUGUUUAUGUUUGAACGUAUAGAAAUCCCAGAGACCGAUGUCUCUAGUUUAGGCUGUCCAAAGAUCGGAAUUGAGGAUGACUUUGGCUCUUCUUGUGGUCGGUUAUUAUUACAUUUAAAUCUUUGGAGAAAGUUUAAACGUGGAUUGAAACGAUUUAAGGAAAUAGAAAAGAAGAGAGACCAAAUCUAUUUGGGCAAUAAUAUGAAUGCCUUCAGAUUCUACAAAUAA
Molecule: messenger RNA, 798 nt
Organism: Funneliformis geosporum
Lineage: Eukaryota; Fungi; Glomeromycota; Glomeromycetes; Glomerales; Glomeraceae
Source: the annotation of a GenBank genome assembly